This is a messenger RNA of Branchiostoma belcheri (Belcher's lancelet), 1851 nucleotides long. RefSeq names its product deleted in malignant brain tumors 1 protein-like. The transcript has 11 exons. NCBI's taxonomy places the organism in Eukaryota, Metazoa, Chordata, Leptocardii, Amphioxiformes, Branchiostomatidae. Gene Ontology annotation, cellular component: membrane. Bases 1 to 1851 code for a protein of 616 amino acids. The record is from RefSeq and is a predicted model, not a curated record.
AUGUUCCUGAGGUUUACAUCUAACAGUUGGACAUUGGGCAGCAGUCCGGGGGGGUUCCAGUUCAACUACACAAAUUCCAGCAGAAUCCGUCUUGUUGAGUAUGGGUUUUGGCAUUACGGACCAAACGAAGGACUUGUGGAAGUUCGACCGGCCGACAGCUGGACUUGGGGCGGAGUCUGUUUUAAACACUUCGACCUAAGGGACGCAGACGUUGUUUGCAGAAUGCUGGGCUACAUCUGGGCAAAGUCCUUUAUGUCAUCGUUAGGUACGAUUCAGGGACCAGGGCCGCCCUACAUGGCUGACCUACGAUGUAAUGGGAACGAGAGCAGCCUGUUUAACUGCCCGUACGCAGGAUGGGGGAGUCACGACUGUGGAGAAGAUGAAGGAUAUGCCGGCGUUGUCUGCGGUACAUUGAUUAUCAUUUAUAACACAUACUACAUUGCAAGUUCCCGCGUCAAUUUCCACCAUGUAUAUAUGUGUGUGAUAAUAUAUCUAGAUCCCAGGAGAAUCCGUCUCAUCGGUGGUUCCGGGUCUAACGAAGGACGCGUGGAAGUCCGACCAGAGGACGGUAUGACCUGGGGCACAGUUUGCCACAACCGUUUCAACAUGGACGAUGCAGACGUUGUUUGCAGAAUGCUGGGUUAUCCUAACGCUACCCAGGUUCGAAAUGAUGCAUAUUUUGGCCAAGGAACAGGACCAAUCUACAUGGAUGACCUACGAUGUGAUGGUAACGAGACCAGCCUCUUUAAGUGCUCUUACGCAGGGUGGGCGAUUCACAACUGUGAUCAUGGCCAAGAUGCAGGCGUGGUCUGCCGUACAGAUUCCAGCAGAAUCCGUCUUGUCGGAGGUUCCGGUCCAAACCAGGGGCGUGUGGAAGUCCGGCCGGCCGACAGUUCCAGAUGGGGCACAGUUUGUAACAACGGUUUUGACUUGAAGGAUGCAGAAGUUGUCUGCAGGAUGCUGGGCUAUCCGAAUGUAUAUGUAGUGCGCCCUUUUGGCAAAGGAACGGGACCGAUCUACAUAGAGGACCUACAAUGUGAUGGGACAGAGAGUAGCCUGUUUAACUGUUCACACAAGGGAUGGAGGGUUCAUGACUGCGAUCAUCUGGAUGACGUCGGUGUUGUUUGCGGUACGUGCAUUAAACAUUUGGCAAUUCGUUACCAUUUCAACGUUUGGCAUCAAAGCAGAAUCCGUCUUAUCGGAGGUUCCAGUCGGAAAGAAGGACGUGUGGAAGUCCGACCGGCCGACAGUAUGACCUGGGGCACAGUUUGUCACAACCAGUUUGACAUAAAGGAUGCAGACGUUGUUUGCAGCAUCCUUGGCUACCCCAGUGCCCAACUAGUUCGAAACGAUGCGUAUUUUGGCCCAGGAAGAGGGCCAAUCUACAUGGAUGACCUGCGCUGUAAUGGGGACGAGAAUAGCCUGUUCAACUGCUCGUACCCAGGGUGGACGAUAAACGAUCUAAACUGUAGCCACGACCAAGCUGCAGGCGUGGAGUGUACAGAAAUAGGAGAACCUUUCCUGUUGGUUGCUACCUGGGUUGGAAUAUUUCAAGUAAAGGACGGGUCAAAGGUCCAGAUGACAUCUGGGGGGGACGACUCAAUGGAAUACGACCCUAAGACUGACUUCAUGUACUGGAUAACUCAUGGAGGCAUCGAACGGCGGGCUCGUCGUGAUGGAACACACGCUUGGGCAUGGUACCUAAGGUUGGACCAUGCUGGUGGGAAUGUGUACUGGAGCGAAUUUGACGGACACAUCUCAGUAGUCCGGAAGGACGGAUCGUUCGUCAGGACACUUAGGACAUUACAAGGCACCGCCAGGCAGCUGGUCCUGGAUCCCAGAAACGGGUAA